UGCAGAUCCUGACACUCUGAACUCAACCAUCUCCAGAGAGGCCAGCACCCAGUCUUCAUCAGCUGCCACCAGCCAAGGCUAUGUUUUACCAGAAGGCAGAAUCAUGCCAAACACUGUUUUUGUUGGUGGAAUUGAUAUUAGGAUGGAUGAAACUGAAAUUAGAAGCUUCUUUGCUAGAUAUGGUUCAGUAAAAGAAGUGAAGAUAAUCACGGAUCGAACUGGUGUGUCCAAAGGCUAUGGAUUUGUUUCAUUUUAUAAUGACGUGGAUGUGCAGAAGAUAGUAGAAUCACAGAUAAAUUUCCAUGGUAAAAAGCUGAAACUGGGCCCUGCAAUCAGGAAACAAACUUUAUGUGCUUAUCAUGUGCAGCCACGUCCUUUGGUUUUUAAUGCUCCUCCUCCACCACAGUUUCACAGUGUCUGGAGUAGUCCAAACACGGAAGCUUACAUGCAACCUCCAACCAUGAUGAAUCCUAUAACUCAGUACGUUCAGGCUUAUCCUCCUUAUCCAAGUUCACCGGUUCAGGUUAUCACUGGAUAUCAGCUGCCUGUUUAUAAUUAUCAGAUGCCACCACAGUGGCCUGCUGGGGAACAAAGGAGUUAUUUUAUUCCUCCGGUUUAUUCAGCUGUUAACUACCACUAUAAUGAAGUUGAUCCAGGAGUUGAAUUUUUGCCAAGUGAAUGCUCAGUUCAUGAAGCUACUGCAUCCUCUGGAAAUGGCCCACAAAAGAAAUCUGUGGACCGAAGCAUACAGACAGUGGUAUCUUGUCUAUUUAAUCCAGAGAACAGAUUGAGAAACUCCUUUGUUACUCAAGAUGACUACUUCAAGGAUAAACGAGUUCAUCACUUCAGAAGAAGUCGGGCAGUGCUUAAGUCUGUUUGAUCCUCUGCUAACUUUCUAGUCUCACAGGAAGUUGGAGGUUUUGAAUAGUUACUGUAAAUGAUACUUAAAUUCUAAAGAGCCAAUUCUGAUUAUCCCAAUAUGACCUUAAGAAAAGGAAGGAAAUAAAUUUUUGUCUGCUGUUUUGUUGGACUGAAGUAUUUCAAAGAGUAAGGUAGAAAGAAGAGACAAAAUCCUGAACCUUUCAAAAUGGAAAAUUAAUUUUAAACUUAAAAGUGUGUUCCUAUUACCUAUGCUGAUACUGUCUUUGCAUAAAUGAAUAAAUAGAAAUAAA
This is a messenger RNA of Kogia breviceps (pygmy sperm whale), 1172 nucleotides long. The record is from RefSeq and is a predicted model, not a curated record. Lineage: Eukaryota; Metazoa; Chordata; Mammalia; Artiodactyla; Physeteridae.